AUGUUGUUAAUUGAUGAUAAUGAUGAGAUGAAUGUUAACUUUGCAUUGGUAGAUUUAAAUCAUAGAUAUAAAUUGAAUCAAGAGGCAUUGUCAAUUUUAAAUAAACAAAGAUCGUCUGGCGAUACGAACAAACGAUGGGUCUAUACUGGUGAUAUUUUCAUAUUGAUGAAAGACGAUCAUUGCAAUCGUACUAUGUUGGAGGAGAACACAGAGAUCGAAAAGGAGUUGAAACAUCAAGAGUCUUUUCUAAAGAAGAAAGAGGAACAGCUGAUAAGAGUAUCAAAGGAUGCCGAUAUAGAAAGAGAGAAAUUCUUUAGUACCUAUUUAAACGAUCAACAAAAACAAGAACAAUCUUCAAUAAAACAACAACAACAACAACCACAACCACAACCUAAAAGAUAA
Heterostelium album PN500 is the source of this 402-nucleotide messenger RNA. RefSeq lists its product as uncharacterized. The coding region runs from base 1 to 402 and encodes 133 amino acids. The record is from RefSeq and is a predicted model, not a curated record. The transcript has 2 exons. NCBI's taxonomy places the organism in Eukaryota, Evosea, Eumycetozoa, Acytosteliales, Acytosteliaceae.